Molecule: messenger RNA, 1051 nt
Organism: Spinacia oleracea (spinach)
Lineage: Eukaryota; Viridiplantae; Streptophyta; Magnoliopsida; Caryophyllales; Amaranthaceae
Product: protein FAR-RED IMPAIRED RESPONSE 1-like
Exons: 2
Coding region: 3-974 (323 amino acids)
Molecular function (GO): zinc ion binding
Source: RefSeq, a predicted model, not a curated record
UUAUGUGUAUGGCAUUUGCAUCAGAAUGCUAUUACCAGACUUGGGCAUUGAAACGAGAUCCGACUUUUAAGAAGACAUUCAACUAUUGCUUGUAUAAGUGUGUCACAGUAGUUGAAUUUGAAACCAAUUGGAGAUCAAUGCUGCAACAAUAUGAGCUGAUAGGGGAAGAGUGGUUUACAAAUGUAUACGAUUUGAGAGAAAAAUGGUGCCCUGCGCUAAGCAAAGACUUCUUUUCAGCUGGGAUUUUGUCUUCACAACGAAGUGAAAGCACUAAUCACGCCAUCGGAUUUAGAGCAAACAGAACAACAAGUUUAACUGAUUUCUAUAGAUUGUUCAAAGGUACAAUACAGCGUUGGAGAAGUACAGAAAAGCAAGCUGAAUUCUCUUGUAGUAAAUCGGUUCCAUCCUCGGCUUUACCACUAUCUGGAUUGCUGAAACAUGCAUCAGAAGUUUACACGUUGUCAGUAUUCAGAGACUUUGAGGAGGAAUUUGGAUAUUCAAUUGCAACAACAGCAAAAUUAAUUUGGAAACAAGAAAAUACUGAGUUCUAUGCUGUGUCCAUUGAUGAAGAACCUUGGUCUGCACAGAGAGUAACAUACAUCCACGAGAGCCAAACAGUAUCAUGUACGUGUAAAAACUUUGAAGCUUCGGGAUGGUUGUGCUACCACUGCAUUAGGAUAUUGCACCUUCAUUCGGUUAACCGGAUUCCAGAACAGUACAUCAAAAAGAGGUGGACAAAAUCUGCCAAGUCAUCAGUUUGGAACAAAUUAGAAAAUGAAAAACCAGAAGAGGUGCAGUACACACCUUGGCGCCAAACCAUGGCUAGAAAAUACUACAACCUUAUCUUGAAAAGCCAGUCAAAUGAGGAGACAAGAACCCUUAUGGAGGAUGGUUAUGCCGCUAGUGUGUCUCUGGUUGAUGAACUUCUAGCGUCAUUAAAUGUUUCAAACACUAACGACGCUUCAACCACAUAAACAAGUGCAACAGCAGCACCUGAAACAAGUGCAACAGCAGCACCUGAAACAAAUGCAACAACAGCAUAUGAAACAAA